AAUAUAAUAGUGCUUAUAACAAAAUGGAAAAUAUCGCUCAAAGUACUAAAGAAAACAACAGCAAGGUUAUGAGUGUUGAGAAAUCUAUACUUGCAAAAAGUAAAGAGCAAGACUAUCAGCGAUGAUGCAGUGCUCACUUUAAUAUCUUCUCUGAUGAAAUAGAAGCAAAGCCAUUGGAUUCGGAUAGUGAAGGAAAUUUUGAUAAUAAAGACUUUUAUUUCCAAAAGCACGAGGAUCUCAAAUUUGCAUGAAAAUUAAAAUGUGUAAAGUUCUUCUCUAUCAACGAGAUCAAUUUAUUAUAUAUCAAGAAGAAGAAUAAGCGUAUUCAGGAUUUCUUCGAUUUCGCAUUUCCGAGUAAAGUUAAUGAUCUGUGGGUUAUCUUCUGAGCAGGUAUAAAUCUGAACAGAUCCAAUUAUUUUAACUCAUUGAUAAAAAUAAGCUAUAAAGUUACCCAAAGUGUAGGGUUUGAGAAUUUGUGACUUAGUGCCUUCCAACUCAAGAGAUUGGUCUCAGCAUACAGACAUGUGGAUACAUUAAAAUUGUGGAGUUGCAAGUUGUCUAUUCCUAAUGCUCCAGAUUUCUCAAAAGCUCUUUACAAUUGUAAACUCAAACAACUAAGCUUAAUAGGAUCAGGGAGCUUAUCGUUAAGCGAUUGGAAGAAUAACUUUAACGAGUUUAAAAAUUUGAUUCAAGGGUUGGCAAGUUCUACUGAUUUAAGAGCAAGUCUAGAGACAGUAAACAUCAACUUUUGUGAAAUAGAGAGAAAUGAAGCUGAAGAAUUCUUUGAAGCAAAUCAACUUGGAGGAGUUGAAAUACUUGUUUGUUAUUAA
Molecule: messenger RNA, 830 nt
Organism: Moneuplotes crassus
Lineage: Eukaryota; Ciliophora; Spirotrichea; Euplotida; Euplotidae
Source: the annotation of a GenBank genome assembly